AUAAAUACAAAAAAAAUAGUAUGAGUGCAAGAAGAAAACGUUAGUAGAAAUUAGACCAAUAGAAAGUGAAAUAUAUAUACCAAUAGAAAACAAUAAGCUAAAUGUUGCAGAGUGAAACUUAGUGAAAAUAAUGAAUGAAACUCCUCGCCUACAUCACUGACUGCAGGAUUAUGUUUAUUAUUUAUUCAGCCCCCCACCUCCCUCCCUCUCUUCCUGCCUGCUACUCAUCAACCGUGACGUCAGGGCGGCACGGGGGAGCUGUCCUCGCGCGGAGGGUGCUGCUGCUGAAACAAGAUGGCUGUGCGCGCAGGAGCAGCAGCGGAGCAGAGCUGAAGCAAUGCAGAGGAGGGAGAAAAGGGGGGCGAGGAAUCCACUCCUGUGCGUCUUGUCCUGCCAGAAGAGCAACAGCUCAGCAGAGAAACAGACGAGCGGUUCUGACAUGAUGCUGACUGGUUUCCGGUACCUUUUACGGUAACGGUUUGGCGGUUUUAGUUUUUUUUUUUUGUAACCAAGAGACAACUGGACUUCACCAAACAAAUCACGGAGCUCUCCGCAGAGGACAGCCGGGGACGCUACCGCCGAUAUCAGAUAUGUCCCUGCUAUGUGUGGGAGUGAAGAAAGCCAAGCUGGAUGGACCCCAAGAGAAGUUCAACACUUAUGUGACCCUAAAAGUACAAAAUGUGAAGAGCACAACCAUUGCUGUCAGGGGCAACCUGCCCAGCUGGGAGCAAGACUUCAUGUUCGAGAUAAACCGCCUGGACCUGGGUCUAACAGUAGAGGUGUGGAACAAAGGGUUAAUCUGGGACACCAUGGUGGGCACUGUGUGGAUUCCCCUCCGGAGCAUCCGGCAGUCAAAUGAGGAGGGCCCGGGGGAGUGGCUCACUCUGGACUCUCAGGUCAUCAUGACUGAUAAUGAGAUCUCCGGCACCAAAGAGCCCACUCUCCACCUGGUGCUGCUCGACACACGCUUUGAGCUGCCUCUCGAUAUCCCUGAGGAUGAGGCACGAUACUGGGCUAAAAAACUGGAGCAGAUCAAUGCCAUGAGGGACCAAGAUGAGGAGCAGGAGCGGCCUCUCCGUGCACCGGGAACCCAGUGCUGUAACUGGAGCCUAUGGGGAGACCAACAAAAUGAAGACCCAGACAGCGCUGUGGAUGACAGGGACAGCGACUAUCGCAGUGAAACCAGUAACAGCAUCCCCCCUCCCUACUACAGCACAUCCCAACCAAACGCCUCCGUCCACCAGUAUCCCAUCAGCCAGCAGCACCUCAGCUCCAGAAGCCUCUCAUACCCGCGCUCUGGUAACGGCCAGGACCUCGACUACCCGCAGCAGAGGGCUGUCAGUCCCUCGGGGAGCUAUGCCUCAUCUGCAGAGCUGAGUCGGUGCAGCAGUCAGCUAAGCGAGGAGGACUAUGUCGUUGAGUACGGAGAGAGGGACCCUUACGACGAGAACGACUCUUACCACUCCUGCCACUCCUCGGUCAGCUACAGUAAAGGCUCUCCAGACUGGGACCCUGACGAGACGCAGGGGGCGUACAGCGAUGAGGGCGGCUACAGCAAAGACGGAGGAGAGGAGGCGGCUCUGUACGAGGAGGAAGACGGAGGGCUGUAUGAGGGAGAGGAGGAGGGGCUCUACGAGGAUGAGGAGAUGAUGUACGAUGAUGAGGAUAUGUACAACUUGGAUGGGACCCUCAGUGAGGACAUGGAGCCUCCCUUUACCCCCACCCCAACGUCAACAGCGCCCCAAACUCUGGAUGUUCCCGGCUCCAGGCCUCCUCUAGAGAAGCAGCCUUCCUUACACCAACAGCAGCCCGCUACUCAACCCCCCAACCAGACAACCAACCAGUCUCAGCCUCCUGGCAUGGCCCCGUCAGCACAGCCCCCCUCUGGCCAACCAACACAACCGCCUAAACAGUCUCAAACACAGCCACAGCCGCAGCCGGCCCCCUCGGCCACUUCCUUCUUCUCAAUGGCCAAACCUCUCACAGCUGCAGUCUCAGGUUUGGCCUCCACUUUCCUGUCUUCUGUUCCCACUGCGCAGCCCGCCCAGGCUCAACCUCCAGCCUCAGCAGUGUCUCAACCGCACCAGGCAGCUGCUGUUGUGCCUCCAUCCCACCCGGCCACCAUGGCUAACUCAGCCUCACAGCCCCCCUCGUCUACCACGGGCCCUCCCUCCCAACAGACCCCAUCCUCUGGGCCGCCUCAAUCCCAUCUCAACGGUCCUGCCACCACACAGUCACCCGCCCCUGAGGACCAGGAUCUCCAGCUGGAGGAAGAGCCAUGGCCAGAGGAGGAGAUGGUGUUUGAGAAAGAGGCCAGGACGCCCCCUGCUCAGCCAGAGGAGACCCUCCCUAAAGAGGAGAUAGAGGAGCAGUUUGAAGAGAGCAUGCCACCAACACCAGAGGAGGAAGAAGAGAUACUCCCGGAGAGUCCUCCAGUGAUAGAGGAGCCGAAAGAGCCGGUGGAUCCUGCAGUCAGAGCCAAACAGAACUGGCUAAGGCUUUAUAACAAAGUUUUAGAGCAGCUCCGGGAGGCCAGAGGAGAGACCUCCAGCUCGCUGUGGUUCGGUAAAGGAGGAAUGGGGGGCGCACUGUACAGUAUCGACAGCAUGCCUGACCUUCGCAAGAGGAAAGCCAUGAUUCCUCUUGUCAGAGAUCUGGCAAUGUCUCUCGUGCAGAGCUCCCGGAAGGCAGGAAUCACCUCCGCCAUGGCUUCCACCACUCUCGGCAAUGAAGAGCUGAAAAGUCAUGUUUAUAAAAAGACCCUGCAGGCUCUGAUCUACCCCAUCUCAUCCACUACACCACACAACUUCGAGGUGUGGACCGCCACCACCCCCACCUACUGCUACGAAUGCGAGGGGCUGCUCUGGGGUAUCGCCCGACAAGGCAUGCGCUGCUCUGAGUGCGGCGUCAAAUGCCACGAUAAGUGUCAGGAUCUGCUCAACGCUGACUGUCUGCAGAGAGCUGCAGAAAAGAGCUCCAAACACGGGGCGGAGGACCGAACGCAGAACAUCAUCAUGGUCCUGAAGGACCGCAUGAAGAUCAGAGAGAGGAACAAACCAGAGAUCUUCGAGCUAAUCCUGGAAGUGUUCGCCCUCGACAAAACCACACACGGCGCGCAGAUGAAACAAAUCAAGCAGAGCGUUCUUGAUGGGACGUCCAAAUGGUCAGCGAAGAUCAGCAUAACGGUGGUGUGUGCUCAGGGCCUGCAGGCUAAAGACAAAACAGGCUCCAGUGACCCUUAUGUCACUGUUCAAGUGGGGAAGACCAAGAAGAGAACCAAGACCAUCUACGGAAACCUCAACCCUGUCUGGGAAGAAAACUUCCACUUUGAAUGCCACAACUCGUCUGACCGCAUCAAGGUCCGUGUCUGGGACGAGGACGACGACAUCAAGUCUCGUGUAAAGCAGAGGUUCAAACGUGAGAGCGAUGACUUCCUGGGCCAAACCAUCAUCGAAGUGAGGACUCUGAGCGGGGAGAUGGACGUUUGGUACAACCUGGACAAGAGAACGGAUAAGUCUGCCGUGUCAGGAGCCAUCCGCAUGCACAUUAGUGUGGAGAUCAAAGGCGAGGAGACGGUAGCCCCUUACCACGUCCAGUACACCUGUCUACACGAGCAUCUGUUCCAGUACACCACGGAGGAGCAGAAUGGAGGCGUCGUAAAGAUCCCUGAUGCCAAAGGGGACGAUGCCUGGAAGGUGUAUUUUGAGGAGACGGCACAGGAGAUCGUGGACGAGUUCGCCAUGAGAUACGGAGUGGAGUCAAUCUACCAGGCCAUGACCCACUUCGCCUGCUUGUCAUCCAAGUACAUGUGUCCCGGAGUGCCAGCAGUGAUGAGCACUCUGCUCGCCAACAUCAACGCUUACUACGCCCACACCACCCAGUCCUCCAACAACGUUUCCGCCUCGGACAGAUUUGCUGCAUCAAACUUUGGCAAGGAGAGGUUUGUCAAACUGCUGGAUCAGCUGCACAACUCCCUGAGGAUCGACCUCUCCAUGUACCGGAAUAACUUCCCUGCCAGCAGUCCUGAGAGACUACAAGACCUCAAGUCUACAGUUGAUCUCUUGACAAGCAUCACAUUCUUCAGGAUGAAGGUCCAGGAGUUGCAGAGUCCCCCCAGAGCGAGCCAGGUGGUGAAGGACUGCGUGAAAGCCUGUCUCAACUCCACCUACGAGUACAUUUUCAACAAUUGCCACGACCUUUACAACAGGGAAUAUCAGACGGACCCUUCGAAGGCGGUCCCUCCAGAUGAGCAGGGUCCCAGCACCAAAAAUCUGGACUUCUGGUCCAAACUCAUCACCCUCAUCGUCUCCAUCAUAGAGGAGGACAAAAACUCCUACACCCAUUGCCUUAAUCAGUUUCCCCAGGAACUGAACGUGGGCAAGAUCAGCGCCGAGGUCAUGUGGAAUAUGUUCGCACAAGAUAUGAAAUACGCCAUGGAGGAGCAUGAGAAGAACCGCCUGUGUAAAAGCGCAGAUUAUAUGAACUUGCACUUCAAGGUGAAAUGGCUCUACAAUGAGUACUGCAAAGAGCUGCACACUUUCCAGAAGCACGUACCUGAGUAUCCAGCCUGGUUUGAACCGUUUGUCGUCAUGUGGUUGGAUGAGAACGAAGAAGUGUCAAGAGAUUUCCUGCAUGGAGCUCUGGAGAGGGACAAAAAAGACGGGUUCCAGGUCACAUCGGAGCACGCAUUGUUCUCCUGCUCAGUGGUGGAUGUGUUCUCUCAGCUCAAUCAGAGUUUUGAAAUCAUCCGCAAACUGGAGUGUCCCGACCCUCAGAUUGUUGGCAACUACAUGAAGAGAUUCGCCAAGACUAUUGGCAAUGUCCUGCUGUCCUACGCUGACAUCAUCUCAAAGGACUUUCAUAAUCACGUCAAGAAGGAGAAAGUGCCAUGUAUCAUCAUCAAUAACAUCCAGCAGCUCAGAGUGCAGUUGGAGAAGAUGUUCGAGGCCAUGGGGGGCAAAGAUCUCAAUUUGGAGGCUAGUGACUUCCUCAAGGAGCUGCAGAACAAACUGAACAGCGUUAUGGACGACCUCAGCCGCAUCUUCGCUGUCAGUUUCCAGCCCCAGAUUGAAGACAACGUCAGGCAGAUGGGAGAUAUCCUCGCCCAGGUUAAAGGGCAGACAGUCCCGGCCAAUGGCAGCGUGGUUCAGGAGGCCGACAACGUCCUGCAGCCCAUCAUGGACUUCCUGGACAGCAACCUGUCGCUGUUCGCUAAGAUCUGUGAGAAGACCGUCCUGAAGAGAGUGCUGAAGGAGCUGUGGAAACUAGUGAUGAACACAAUGGAGAAAACUAUUGUUCUUCCAACUCUCACUGACCAGACGGGCACUCAGAUGAUCUUCAACGCUGCGAAGGAGUUGGGCCAGCUUUCCAAACUCAAGGAGCACAUGGGACGAGAGGAGGCCAAAGCUCUCAGUCCUAAACAGUGUGCAGUGAUAGAGCUGGCUCUGGACACUAUUAAGCAAUACUUCCACGCUGGUGGUGUGGGCCUGAAGAAGACGUUCUUGGAGAAGAGUCCAGACCUGCAGUCUCUGCGCUACGCCUUGUCUCUGUACACCCAGGCCACUGACAAGCUCAUCAGGAAGUUUGUCCUCUCGCAGAACGCUCAGGUGCACGGAGGGAAAGGGCUCAGGUGCACGGCAAAUGAAGACACACCGCCAGAGAAACCAUCUGGGGUGGAUGCCGUCGGCGAGGUCAUCAUGUGCGUGGACAUUUUACCCCAACCUAAUGGAGAGCACAAGAUCGGCAUCAAAGUGGUGGCUGCUAACGAUCUGAAGUGGAAGGCACAGGGCUUCAGGCCCUUCGUGGAGGUGUACAUCAUCGGCCCUCACCUCAGCGAUAAAAAGAGGAAAUUUGCCACCAAGUCCAAAAACAACGCCUGGUCCCCCAAGUUCAUUGAGAGCUUUCAGUACUCGUUGGGCACUGAGGUGGGUCCGGAGAGCUACGAGCUGCAGGUGUGUGUGAAGGACUACUGCUUCGCCCGAGAGGACCGCACGGUGGGCAUGUCCGUGGUGCAGCUGAAGGACAUUGCCAGCAAGGGCAGCGUCACGCUCUGGAUGCCGCUGGGCCGGCGCGUCCACAUGGACGAGACGGGCCUGACGGUGCUGCGCAUCCUCUCUCAGCGCAACAACGACGAGGUGGCCAAGGAGUUCGUCAAGCUCAAGUCGGACCAGCGCUCAGCGGAGGAGGGUCGCAGCUGAGGGGGAGGGGGGGGAGCAAAGACAUGCGUGUGCACAAAAACCCAGAGACAUAGCAUUAUGCACACAUCUAGAAGUCUCACCUGCAUAGAUAAACAACCAUGUGCAACACACAAGCACACACAUGCUCUCCUGUACAUAUAUCUGCAUACAUUAUGCAACAUUCACAUUGCAAUGUUAUCAAUGCAAAACAUGAGUUCAUAAUCAUUCAUAUUAUUUAUUUCCACUGCAAUCAGUUUAGCCUCGCAUUAGAACGCACUUUUCAUCAAUCUCUCCCAGAAUGCAUCAUUCCUUUUAUACACUGUACAUUUUGACGUGAUAUAAUGCAACGCAGCACCACAACCACACCUUGUGAAUAUCUCCAGGACGACCACUUUGCACUUUGGCUCCUCUUCUGUCUUCAGGAGAGCGGUUCUUGUCUAGCUAUGCUCUGUCUGUCCGUCCGCCUGCCUGCCUGACUGUGUGUCGUUCUUCAAGUCCGUCAGUCUUUCUCCCCCACUUGUCGUUGUGUGCUCUGCGUAACCUUCCCACGGUGUGAUGUGUUGUGUAGGUCGGAGUUCAGGCACAGAUCUAAGAUUGGCACCCUUUUUGCUCAAAAAUCAAAACAGAGAAAAAAAAACUGACCUUAGAUCAGCAUACAGGGGGGCAACAUCACUCCUAGUCUGUCCUGUAAUGUCCUGCAUGUUGAACCCAGGAACACUGUGAUACACGUUGCUGUAUUCUUGGCACCCCCCCCAACAUAGAAGAUGGGUGCCUACAAUAUUUUACCUGUGAGCAUGGUGCGUUUAUAACCCCGGUACAAUGAGGUUUAAUAACCCAGCUAGCCGUCAUGAUCAUGGAGGAAACAGUAGAAACUGAUGAUGAGGAUGAUGUGCGUAGAUAAAGGUCUUGGCCACAUAUUGUAAAUAUAAACAAAACAACCUUGCUUCACAUCGUGAUAAACGGAGCAAUACCCCCAGUGUCAAACACAUCCACACCCCCAGAGUGCACAUUUACUCCAAAAAGGGCUACAGGAUGAUCAGCGGACGGGGUGUCAGUUUACGCACUAAUGCAUCCCUUUCAAAGACUCAGUUGAUAAAAAGACCAGGAGGUCCCCCCCCCCCCCCCCCCCCACCACCACCAUGUGGAGAAGCUCAAAGGACGCGAUGCUGAAGGACACUGCUCCCAGUCGCCUGCACACCAAACCCAUCUCUUCAAGGCAAUAGUGGUUUGUUCGUAUGUUCUUUUUACAAAGAGCAAACCCCCCCUGUGAACACGGCUGUGUCUUUUUGUUAUCGUUUGUGUGAAGGUGCGUGUGAAUGGGCUCUGAGAUUGUGAGCAAUAUAUUGUAUGUAGAAACCCUUAAUGUAAGCACUGUCAGUAUAAAUACAGAAGCACCAACUGCAAUAUCCAGAUCCAAGGAAUGGAAAACUUAUGAGUCUUGUUUAUUUUAUUUACCUUCAUUUAUGGAAUCAUAAAAUUCCCAUUCCUAAUGGAAGUGUGUAAGAUAAGUGUCACUUUAAAUAAUAGGGAAAGUGAUUUGUCCUUGAAUUCCUAUUUGCCUUUAGGACCAACGAACAAGAGCUCAUGUAUUUUUGGGGUAUUUUUUUUCAAAGAACGAAGCCAUCGGAGUCACCGCCAAGCAUCUAUGUUGUGUAGGUUUCAGUCUCGUCAUGUGCAUUAAUAAAUCUGUUACCUUUAACUGCAUAUAGGUGAGCAACACUCAGUCCCAGUCGGAGGGUCUUAUAGUCUCUUUGUGGAACUUAAUGACGUCAGAGCUGGGUCAAGCUACACCAGACUGUCCCUGCUGGCCUGUCACAUGUUGUCUUUACUGAAUACUGUUUAAUUCUACCAAAAAGCUUCUGAAUGUCAUUUAUCCUCAGAAAAGCCUUCUUUCUGUGAUCAGAGGGACAUUUAAAUCCGAAACAGGACUAGCUCUGGGACAGCAACGCAUGCCUUUAAAUUAGGCAGUCCAAAUUCCACUUUGGACUUUAAUAAAAUUGAUCAUUUUAGGAGAACUGUCUUUUCAAAUGAGCUUUUCGUCCCUUUUAACACACAAUGCAGUUACAUUGAUUUUAAUGAGUUGAUUAAGAUAUCCCAGGGUUCAAGACAAAACUCUACAUUUCAUCUUUAAAAAAGUAUGAAAAACCACAUAACCCAUUAUUAUCCAGUUUGGGGCUUGUUGGUUGCCUGCUCCAUGUAUGUAUGAGCACUGCACACACUCGCGCAUUGACUACACACACAUUUAAACACCAAUCUCGGCUCAAGCACAAAAGGGCACAUGUAAGAUGACACACAAGCAUGCAUGCACGCCGACACAACUCUGUGGAGACCAAUGAUGCCCACCCUGUGAAUAGAAUCCACUGACAAUUGCAUGAUGGGAAACUUUAUCGUGCCAGCACGUGUCUCUUUGAUGUGAAUUAUUUUACCUUGUUUUUUUUUUUAAUCAAAGCUAUGUAAUGAUAAUUCAUCAAUGUGUUUUUGUUUUUCCAAAAGGCUUGUGAAUACGUCAUCCGUAACCAAUAUGAAUGUAGUGUGAACACAGAACUCGCAUGAGAGAAUUAUUUUCUACUAAAGGAUGUUUCUAAUUUGUUUCUUAUCAUUACUGAUAGUUCUUUAAUGAGGAUGAAGAGGAACUGGAAUGCAGCCUGAUUGUGAUCUGCUUCCUAAUAAAAGGACAUUUGUGUCGAUCUAUA
Molecule: messenger RNA, 8869 nt
Organism: Eleginops maclovinus (Patagonian blennie)
Lineage: Eukaryota; Metazoa; Chordata; Actinopteri; Perciformes; Eleginopidae
Product: protein unc-13 homolog A-like
Exons: 42
Coding region: 591-6197 (1868 amino acids)
Biological process (GO): presynaptic dense core vesicle exocytosis; synaptic vesicle priming; synaptic vesicle maturation
Cellular component (GO): terminal bouton; plasma membrane; presynaptic membrane
Molecular function (GO): calcium ion binding; phospholipid binding; calmodulin binding
Source: RefSeq, a predicted model, not a curated record